UAAGAAAUGAUUUUGGAGCUAAUUUAUCUAAAUUAUUUCUUCCUUCUACCACCAACCAAUUGCGAGGACAUCACCUCAAAGUUCAAAAACCACGGUCGAAUCGUUUGCGUCUGGAGAUCCGUUUUUCGCAUCGAAUUGUGAACCAUUGGAACUCCCUACCAGAACACGUCGUAUCAGCGCCAUCCGUUGAUUCAUUCAAGGCGAGAUUGGACCUCCUGUGUGCAAUAAAUCGAAAGGAUUAACACAGGCAUAUAGCCUACUAUCCUAAAUAAAUUGUAAACUGUAAACUGUAAACCAACAAACAGCAACAAAAUCAACCAAUACUAAUCACUAACAAAGAGAAAGAUCUGACAGAGGUUAAAUCCUACAUUCUUUUAGCUGGGAAAUAUGGUCUCAACCACAGACAGUUUGACAGCACGGGUGGGGAGGUCAAAACCGACCAGCGAGAAUCGGGAAGGCAAGAUAUGCAUUCAUCAACCUGAAACUAGUUUGGAAAUCUUCUGCUUCACUCAGCCAGCAUAAAGAACGAUAUUUUGAUUUUGUUCAACACCAAUGUCAAGCCGGUCCUUGGUGUCAGAAACUUGGCGAGUGUGUUACGAGAAGCAUUUUCAAAAGGUCACUGCAGACAUUUAUCGAAUACUGCCCACUCCGCUGGCUGGCCCCAUACUGAAGUUCAAAUGGCAGGCCAGAAAGAAAUAACAACAAGAAACUGGCUGGGAACAAACCAGCCAAAAGCCGGUCAACAAAUAUGUAGGAGAAAAUUCAGGUAGAUCGGGCAUAAGCUGAGUAAGCUGCUGAAUGACCUCAUGCGCGAUGCAGGGCAUUGCCAGAGUGGAAUCAGAACGGGAAGCGAUAAGUGGGUCGUCAGUUUGAGGGCGACAUGGAGGAAGUCGUGUGGCAAGGAAAAGAUGAGAGAUUAUGGUCAGUCGCGGAUCCAGUUGAAGUAUGCAGGAUCAAAUAGUGCAUAGUGGAGAUGUGCUGCUGCAGCUAUAUGUUCCACUUGGGACCUAAGGGAAUAAUAAUACCAGUCUCACAACUUCUGGGGCAGAAACUACAGAGACCUUAAUAGUACGUGGUCCGGAUAUUUCCGCAAUAGGUACCUCCAUUAAUUACGUUAACCUGUCCUCAUACUGUCGAUAUGUCAAGAAUUUUAUAGUGAAUGACUUAUAAUUUUCAUCGAAAAACAAGUUUUGCUGCUCCUCGAUAUAGUGUGGAGUGGCUUACUGUCUUAGAAGAUCGAGUUAUUGUAGUCCAUAGACGUUAAAUUGAAAUCGGUCUUACCAGUCAUGGAUUUCAUUUUUUUACUUCUAAACUAAUCAUUCGUAUAUAUUUCGAAGAAUGAUGAUGAUAUUUUUCAUUUUACGGCCCUUUCUAGACCCUAGUUUAUAAGUAUCACCAAUAUUGUAAUGUAUAACUUAACAUAAUUCGUACAGACUUCACAGACAGUGAUUAGAGCAAAUAUGCCAAGUUCGUACGUAUGGUGAUGACAGUGAUGACUGAAAUUCCACUGAAAAACCUUACCAAGCACAAACAGUGUUUUUUCCUGCGAACAUACACAAACUUAUUUGUAUGAGCCAAGAUUAAAAGUGUACGUUACAAAAAAAAAGGGUAGAUAAUUAAACUCGUCAUUUUACUUCUUUACAUUCUCUCCCGUCUUACUCUCCUGACAACUUAUUAAUAUUAUAAUUACUAUUAUUAUUAUUACUAUUACCGAUAUAUAUAUUAUUCUUCAAACUUCAUGAGCUGACUGUUGUUACGUUUCCUAUUUUCGUUUCUGUCUCUUAGUCUGAAUAGCUUCACUAAUUAUAUCUAUUAUUAUUAUUACUAUUAUUAUUAUUAUUACUAUCUCUUUUCUCUUGUCGACAAUACCGAAGGACUAACUGGCGAAAGGAUCAACUCCAAUCACAGUAGUAACAGUCUUAACAUACCUCAUACUACAAACCACAUAUAAUUAAUCCCAGCACUACUCCCUUUGGAGUCAACCAAAGCUACGACAGUCGAGUGGCGGGACAAGCUACGCAGAAGUUUACCGAAGAUCAAGAACCUAUACCUCACAAUCAAGAGGCGAGCACAAAGAAAUCAAAUUGGUUUAUACUAGCUCGUAAAAACGAUAUUGGAUAUUGGAUAUUGAAUAAACGAGGUGUUGGUUCAUUUUAUCGAUACUAACGUUUUAUGUUAGAAGACCUAGUUAUAUUGCUACUGUUGAAUUUUAAAUCAUGAAUAAUCAUAUUUGGCUCACUAGAGAGCUAAAAUCAUGCCAAAAAGCAGCCGUACUAAGGACUCUUGGUAAUGUCGAAAAAUAAACGGAGUGCUGAGUUAUUACUAACCAUGCUCGAAAGCAGCACAGUGUUGUUGUGUUCAGAAUAUCAAGUCAUUUCGGAAUGUACUGACUUAAGGAAGAUGCGUUAGUUAAUAAUUUGUGAGUCUUACUUCAGCUUCAUUAUAAACGUAAGCUGACAGAUAAGUGUGCAAAUAAGUAAUACAUCUUGAACAGUUAUUAAAACUGUAGCGCUUCCGAGAACGGGGUAACAGCUAUUUAUUUAAGACUGUAUGGAGUGGCGUUGGUCAAGAAAGUUGAAGCAUCCCUCAAAGGGUCGGUGUAUGGAAUAAAUUUAGCUGCAGCAUGCUGCAUCAGCUUUAAAAGAAGGUGUUUACCAGUGCCGUGGCUCAUUUGGAGGAUUUUAAAAUAGCUUGGAAAGUUUUGUACAAUUACCUGCACAUGGGUGGCUAAGUCGUACUUGACAGGUGUCUAGAACCAUACACGGUUUCCCGCAGCUCCUUGAACAAGUCGAUUUCAGCUUUUUAUAGUUUGGCGCUAUCGUAUUCUCAUCUCUCCAUCUACGAUAAAUCUUUCAGUAAGAUAAGGAACAUGGAAAACUGGGGAUAUGUGGGUAGUUUAGGACGGAUGAGACUUGUCCAAUACUUGGAUAAAGUGCAGCAUUUUCUUUCACCAUUCCCGUGUUUCCCACUUCUUCAGUGAAAUUAACCACUUUUCGUAAAACCACUUGACCAACCGAUCUGUAUUUUCAACAAAUAAAUUCCCCCAGGUUUGUAUUUUCUCCGGAAGUCAAUUUGUAGAAUAUACUUAGUUUUAAACGUUGAUUCACUGUCAUUUGUCGCGAGACAAUAUUUUAAUGAAAAUAUUUUUUCUACUACUUUGUGAUCAGACUUCAAUUUACUCCAGACUGUGGGUCCAUGCUGUAUCUUAGCCCCUCAUCCAUUUGCAUAUUACAUAAGGGAAGCGUUACAAUCAAUGGUCGCGUGAAGUAAAGCUGCAGAAUAUAUCUUAGAGAAGUGUUUCUUUUCAGAACUCUAGGAUUUUCAACUAUAGCUUGGUUACAAUAUACUUCGAUGAUAUGCUAUUUACAUUUUAUUUAAACCACAAACGUCGUGCAAUCUAGGCAAUAAGAAAUGAGUCACAUUAGACAUUAUAAGAAAAAAAAUGGUAAAAUAAUUGAGGAAACGUAGAGUAAAAACAAGUAAGCAUACUUAUCGGAAGGAUUCCAAAGAGCCUUAUAAAUAGAAUUAAAGAGGAAACCGAAGCAUUUUCAUCAUUAAUUUAGGUUCUAAGCCAUAUCAGACAGUCUCUGAUAACUGAAUCGCAAUUUAUCAGUCUUUUUGGCUACUCUUAAAGGUCCCUUUUAAAGACAAUUGUGAAAACAGGUUUCUACUUAUCUUGCAACAGUACUUGGCAUUUGAACAGUGUAGUUUACGAACCUUACAGACCCCGAGCUCCAUCUGAUUAAAUGCUGUUUGGAUAACCAGUAGAUUAACACAUAGUAAAACGAUAUCGUCUGUAUGCUUGAGGUUGGGAAGCUUUUCUAAUGGAACAGUAACUUUUAAUAUGCACAGUUAGCCCUCGUGUGUGUCAGUGGUUCUACAGCAGAGUGCUCGAUAGCGUGGCGGGCGGUCGUGGCUGAUGUAUUUGGAAACCUCACCUAGUUUGCUGACCAAUAGUGAGUCCGUAGAGGGAGGGAGGUUUAGCAUGAGGACUAGCAACACGACUUUGAAACUUCAAAGCUUAAGGCCGUACGUUGGACUCGGAAAACAAGGGAUGAGAAAAAUUUAUCCCUAUUACUUCACAAAGCACACUUUGGACGUGACUAUUGUAGUAUAGUGAUGCAUCAGAAAAUAGUUGGUGUAUUUUUUACUCAAUAUUUCAUAUAACUUAUAUUCCUCUGAUAGAAUAUCGGAAUAUUUUUAUCCUCAAAACAGGAGCGUUUUCAUAUGAAUGAGACAGUAUUCACAAGUUUGGAAGCCGUAUGGCAACAUUGCCCUGUCACUGCCUUGUCCUUCAUUUCCAAAAGUCUUUUGGCCAUUGGUUCAGCUAACGUACUAGGCAUCUAUAGUGUAGAUCAUGGGUUAGUUCUGUGUAAGUACCUGUUGAAGCGUUUCGUCACUAUACACAGAGUGGAGACAGUAGCAGAUGUGAAGCAGGAUAAGUUUAUCUUGUGUCUGUGUGGAAAUAGAUUUGUCACUGUUCUGGAAUUCAAGGCGACAUCAGCCACCUUAACGUUAAUAACCGAAGAUUAUCGCUGUGAUAAUAUGAUAUAUUGCACAGUUCAUUUCAGCCCGCUAGCAUUUUGUUUACAAACUCUUUCGAGUCAUGGUGUACUAAAAAUAAUGAAAUCAUCCUGUGGUCACAUUGCAGGUAUUAGUGAUUUAAACAACAGUACUUCGCUUCAGCUUGAAACAAGUGUAUGCUAUACAGGUCAUAUAUUUCAGUUCACGUCGAAAUCAUUAUCAACAGGUGGUAAAACUUUAGUAUUUUGUGGAUCUACGUUUGGGAAAAUUCAUGUUUAUCACAUUUCAAAUGAUGAUUUAUCACAGUGCUCAUCGGCUCCCACCCUAACUUUGUGCGCACAAAAGGGGGUUAUAUUUUCUGUUGAUUUUUGUCAUUUAGCCCUUGAUAAUUCUUCUAUGGCAUCGUAUCGCUUAGUCUCUUGUGCUGAGGAUCGUAGUAUUGCUGUCUGGUCAGUAUCAGCUGAGUACAUUGUGAAUUUCAGUGGCUCAGAUAAAUGGCAACUGUUGUACCACUUAAAGGCAGGCAGUUUUCUGGAUGGUAGCGUAAUAUUUGAGUCUAGAAUUUGGUGUGUUCGUGUUGGUGAUUGGGGAAUAAUAGCCACUGGGGAGGAUUGUCGUGUAGUUUAUUACCAAUGGGACAAUGUAGCCCAACCUAUUGUUAUGCGAAAUAUUCAUCGUGGACAAAAUAUUUGGUGUUGCAGUGUAUGGAGUGCAUCAACUGAUGAUGGCAGUAAAUCGGUUUUGCUAGCUACUGGUGCAAAUGAUGGCGGAGUGUGUGUACGGGAACUGACUAAUUAUUUUCAGCAUCCUAAUAAUAAUAAUAAUAAUAAUAAUAAUAAUAAUAAUGAUAAUAAUAAUAUCAGUGAAUGUGUAAUUCUACCGUGUUAUGAGUUUACAUUGGAUAACAAUACAGAACUCACAGUUAAUUCAUGCAAUACAGAGUCAUCGUGUCCCUUAGUUUCUCGAAAGACUACUGAUAGUUCUAAGUUGAAAGAUUUUGCCCGUGUUCUCUUCUUCGGUUUAAAUGGUCGCCUGUUCUAUAUAACAGAUUUCGGGCAUAUAUAUACAUACUGCCAUACUAGCGAUCCAAUAAUCCGUCAAGUACAUCCCAGGAUACUUAGGUCUUUCGAGGAAGCUGUUGCACUAUUGCAGUCAUCGGGAUGUCUACUAAAACGUACAAGCUCAAAGCAGUGCGAAGUAUUCUUCAAAGGUUAUGUGACUUGUGGUAUAAGUUCCGACCGGUCUUUUGUGGUAGUAGGAAACAUUUCUGGUUGUCUUCUACUUAUCAAAAUUCUACAAGACUCACCUUUUAUGGAGUUGUUGGAUAUUAUAACUGUCAAUGAUAAAGUUAUGAAAAUUGUGUGGAUUAGUUCGUCACACAUAGUAACUGGACUUCCUAAUGGCGAUUCUUUGCUUAUCCGUUUGGUAAAAGCUGAGAAUACAAUAACAUUCAGUAAAAUAUUUAUUACUCUUCAAGUACCAGAUAGUUCUAAAGGCAUGAAAUGGUUGAAUGCAGCAUCUGAGUUAAUCAAACAUCAUUCUAUCGGUAAUAACUCCGUUGAUGAUGACAGGAUUCUAGUCACUGGUUCCCGUGAUGGUGGGAUUUUCUCAUACGUAUUCAAUAUUUCAGUUGAUACCAAUAAACCGCACAGUCCAGUAUGGUUAUGGAAAUCAUGUCAUCGACCUGGUGGUUGUAUAUCAAUACUUGUUGUUAAACAGCAUUCACAUGCUAGUCUUUUUACUUGUGGACGAACAUACGGAGAAGUUAAGCACUGGUCUGUUCAGUCCAAUGGUGCAUUAUAUCUUUUUGGAACAAUUCUAAGAUCUGAACAUAUGACAUGGAUUGAUAAGCUGUAUCGUUCAGAUGGGGAUAAAAUAUAUGCUUUAGGAUUUCAGUCGAAAUAUUUCAAAGCAAUUUCGCUAAAUCAUAAAUGCUUAAAAGAUGACAAUCACUUGAAUUGGUCAUUGAUGUGUCCAGUUCGUUCAGGUGGUUGUUUUCUUGUCGACUGUGCUGGUGGAAAUCAUUACUGGGAUUGGUUUUUACCCAAUAGCAUAAAAAUAACAAAAACCACUGCAAAUGAAAUCGAAACACCCAAAAAUUCUGUUCGUGAUUAUCAAGAUGAUAGUGAACAUAUGACGAAGUGUUUUUCUCCUUUGUUUGCAAGUAUUAAUCGAGGUAGAGUGUUAAUUCAUUCAGAUGUGCAAAAUUGUAUAUCAUGUGAACAGAAUAAGUGCUGUCCAACGCCUAUCUAUUUACGUCAUUCACUUCACGGUGAAACAAUUAACAGCUGUUUGUUACUUAACAAAUUUGAUCUAUCCAAUAAGAAGGACUAUUUUCAAGACGUUUCCAGUAAUGAAGAAGUCGAGUUGUAUUGUUUAGCUGGUGGAGAGGAUACUACUUUAUCAUCUUGGCGAAUUUCGUUACCGGUAGCUCAAAAUGCUACGAACUCGAAAGAGCCAAUAUUCAAUUCUCUUUUUCACCAUCGUGGUCACAUAUCAAAUAUUCGUUGUAUAACAUUGCCUGUCAUUUAUACUAAUAACAGAUCUUCAGAUGAGGUAGUUAUUCCUAGACAAUACAUUGUUAGUGCUGGUGGCCGUGGUCAAAUUUGUUUAUGGCGAUUACUAUCACCAGAUGAGACAGUGAAGACAACAGAAAAGUAUCAAGGGUCAAUUUCUCUAGGUUUCCUAGGUUCCAAGAAGAUUCGACACGACGAAUGUUACCUAGUUGAUAAUCCUCCUGAUUACGAUAACAAUAAUAAUAAUAAUAAUGUCAGUGAUCCAGUCCAUGAUUAUGAUGAAUUUAAUGGUGAAAAAACGUCCAAAUGUAAAAAAGUUGUUGUAUCCAGUGAUCUACGUAUUAUGGCUAUGGUUUGUGUUCAGAUUACUCGAGAAGAAUGUCAAAUGAUAGAUGAUUUGUUGGUUAUUGCCGGUUGUUCUGACGGAUAUGUACGACUGAUUCAUAUUGAAGUUCCGUCAGGAAAUACUGUCGGGUAUCCGAAAUUUUCAGAAAUUGGUCGAAUCAACCCGGUGUCAUCGGCAAACAAUUCGGGGAAUCACAGUAGUUGUUGUCUAGACUUAAAUGUUUUGAGCAUUACUUCCAGCCAGAUUUGUUUUGCUAUGUCGAACUCUCGAGGAGAGGUGCAUGGAUGGAUUCUACCUUGGUGCCCUUUGAAUAGUAAUCCUACUGACAAUAAUGAGUGUGUCAGUAAAAUUGAAAACAAUGACUGUUACAGUGAUGUUGAUGGUGUAUUCGGUCUCUAUCUAAAUUCUGCCUUCCAUUGGGUUUUAAACUGCGCACCAAUUCCACCUUUUCAUAUACCAAACCAAUUAGCUUUCAAUUGUAUAACUUCAUUGAGUUUUGAGACUCCUUUUUCCAGCAAUAAUACUGAUUCAAUAAUCGUUGCAGUUGGCGCCGAUGAUGGUAGUGUCCGCGUGGCUGUUGUUCCUGUAAAUUUUGAUCGAAAUUCAAGAUCACCCGUGAUGCACCCACAAUGGUCUGUCUCCUGUGUGAAACACUACAGUAGUGUUGUUAAAUUGGCUACAUGUCCGCAUUUUGAAUCAUGUGACCAGUAUUUGUAUUAUUUUUUAAGUGUGGCCUCAGAUCAACGUUUAAUACUUUGGUGUUUGAAGGCGAAUUCUCAGGAAUUAGUGGACAACUUUCAGUUAAAUGCAAUAAAGUGUAUUUUGUUGUGUGGUUUGGGCGAACCCCAUAGCUUAUCAAUAAGCUGUCAACACCAUCAAGUUAGGAGUGGAAAUAAGAAGAAUUAUACUACUUUUGCUCUUGUUGUGGGAACUGGUGCUCAUUUAAUUCGUGUGUCUUAA
Messenger RNA from Trichobilharzia regenti, 8346 nucleotides. The record is from the annotation of a GenBank genome assembly. NCBI's taxonomy places the organism in Eukaryota, Metazoa, Platyhelminthes, Trematoda, Strigeidida, Schistosomatidae.